Messenger RNA from Striga asiatica, 687 nucleotides. The record is from the annotation of a GenBank genome assembly. Lineage: Eukaryota; Viridiplantae; Streptophyta; Magnoliopsida; Lamiales; Orobanchaceae.
AUGGAGGACAACGAGCCUGGGAAAAUCUCCGCGUACUCGUGGGAACCGAACUUCGCCUUCCCGCCGCCGGAAAACAAGCCGUCGUCGUACGGGCUGCUCAGAGAGAAGGAGGAGGACGUGGAGGAUGCGGUUGAGUGUUUUCUUCUGUGCGGCGGGGGACGGGACAGCGACUCCAUGGGGUUUUUUAAUGGGAUUUUCUUGUUCGCCGGCAAGGGGUUUUUGUCUCCAGAAAAGAGGCUUUGCAAGUCGGACAACGGGAAGAAGGAAGAGAGAGUAAGGAUGGCAGCGGUUCGGGUUCGGAGGUUCGGAUCGGAUGGAACCUCAGGGCACCCAAAACCAAAACCCAAACUUAAAAACCAAAACCAAAACCAAAAUUGUUUCGGAGUACCAGGCAACCAGUCACAAAUUAGCAAGUACCAACGUACAGUACAAGCCAUAAAGGUAGUAGAGUACAUAGCUAAGCCAAGCCAUGUGCCCAGCCCAUGUCCAGACUCCAGAAACAUAGAAAUAGAAGUUCAAGGCCUUCAGGCACACACACAUACACAUAUACUCACGCACGGGAGUCGGGAGAGGAGAAGAGUUCGGUCGGCAUUUUUUUUAGUCGGGAUGUUGGUGGCGGCGCGGCUGUUGGUCACGCAGGCACGGGAGAGGAUAAGAGGCAGAAGAAAUUUCCACUUAUAUAGCUAG